Molecule: messenger RNA, 2146 nt
Organism: Electrophorus electricus (electric eel)
Lineage: Eukaryota; Metazoa; Chordata; Actinopteri; Gymnotiformes; Gymnotidae
Gene: bnip3
Product: BCL2 interacting protein 3
Biological process (GO): positive regulation of apoptotic process; mitochondrial outer membrane permeabilization
Cellular component (GO): nuclear envelope; endoplasmic reticulum; mitochondrial outer membrane
Source: RefSeq, a predicted model, not a curated record
CAUGGUACACUGACUCUGUACUGGGUCACAUGAAUCCUCAUGCGUGUCGUUUAUAAAAGCUCGGAAGUCCGCCCUAAAAAGCGUUUCGUUCGGAUUGACACGACCGAUGCGUCUCGCAGAAUCUCUUUGGCGGACUACGUCGAAGCACGGUUUGAGACCGUCGAGACUGCAUUUUCGCCGAACAUUUUAUCCGAUCAGGUGCAACUGAUCUAUCAUCCGAGGUGAGAGAGACCUCUAAACAUGUCGACAGAAAAACAAACCAUCGCCGAGGAGAACCUGCAAGGUUCUUGGGUGGAACUGCACUUCAAUAAUGGAGGUGGAACUGCUACCAAAUCAGGUGUGGAUGAGCAGGUCCCAAGCGCAGCUCCCAGUGGAGACAUGGAGAAGAUGCUCCUGGAUGCUCAACACGAGUCAGGCAGAAGCAGCUCCAGAGGAAGUCUGCCAUGUGACAGUCCUCCAAGAUCCCAGACUCCUUUGCUCUUGUGCAGAGGCUCAGAAGUCCCCAGCUCAGCAGAAAAGAACAGUUCACAGUCAGAUGAGGACUAUGUGGAGAGAAGAAGAGAGGUAGACAACCUGAUGAAGAAGAAUCCUGACUGGAUAUGGGAUUGGUCGAGCCGUCCAGAAAACGUCCCACCCAAAGAGUUCUUACUGAAGCAGUCCAAACGAUCUAGCACUCUGAGCAUCCGCAACACUAGCGUUAUGAAGAAAGGUGGGAUCUUCUCUGCUGAGUUCCUCAAAGUCUUCCUUCCGUCUCUUGUCGUCUCCCAUAUCCUCGCUGUGGGGCUUGGGGUAUACAUUGGAAGGCGUAUAACUACCUCCCAUGGUAUAUUGUGAUGGGAGAAGAGCUACCGAUCCAAUCUCAUAUCUGCACCUUCAUCCUCUCUGCUUUGUCCUGAAUCAGUGUUUCGGUAGAUACAAAUAGGCAUGGAUCACAUGACCCGUUUCUUUUUCCUGGCUGUGUGCCACACCACCUUUCUUCCCCCUUGUGUAUUCUUCUGGCUGUUUGUCGUGGUUCCUCCCCAAGCUGCUUUUAAGAUCCUCUCAUAAUUAUGAAGGAGGACAUUUUAUGACUGUAGACAGUGGCUAAAUAGUAUUAACUGUGCUCAAUUUUCAUCCUUUUUUGUUUUCUUGUGCAGAUAAACAGAAUUGGUUUUUAAAAAGAAAAGUCAGGAAUGCAACCAGAACAGAUCUGGAGAAUGGAGUCAGCAUGAGUCCUGAGGGAAAGGGGACUUGGACUAAGGUCUAAAACAUUUCAGGCAGGGUAGCAGUUCCCUCGCUGGGCCGUGUGGGUUCGUAAACAAACAUGAGACAGGGUUGUUUAUCAGGGCGAGUAAAAGCAGUGAGGUAGGACCCUCCUGACAUGCUCCUGUGUCGGUUCUCACAUGUCGAAGACAAUACAAGCUCCUAAGUUGAUAUUAAAAGGAACUGAUGGUGGAUGGUUUGAAGCUUGCAUUGGCAAUCAUCACAUACGAUAUAGCUGUACAUAGAGCUGCAGGUCUUUCAGCAAAAGAAGCAGCCUGAACUUCAACAGUUACCAAAUGUUUUUUUUUUUAAUGAUUAUAACACUAUUACACCUUUUGUUAUAUUUAUCUCAGGUAAGCAUUUCAUAACAGGAACAGUGCAGCAUUGUUCACUGGCUAAAAACAGGUAUUUCAGAUACAGCCUUGCACAAGAAAAUCCAGAGAAAAUGGAAUGUUAGGCAUGGUUUGACAUCUUAUUUUGAAUACAGACUACAGCGCUCAUGUGUUUAUUUUUACAGCUUUUCUUCUGUCGAGCUCCAAAUACAACCUCCAAUCACACCUAAGCACUUUGUGAGCAAAGGCUGCACUAGAGAACAGCAGCUUGGCUUUCUUUAUGUAGUUGAUUGUGCCAUUAUCGCUGCCUUGCUCGUCUACAAGUUUGCCUUCUGAAAUGCAAUGUAGAAUCUUCUCUGGAAUAUCAUCGGAAGCGUACACUUCAUUUAAAGAUUCUGAGUUGCUGUUCAAUUCCCUUCACUGCUGUACAAACUGGAAUAAGGCAAGGAGACAAAAGGAGACCCUACAGAAUUCUGUGCAUGUUUUGUCAUGUGUGGAAAUAAAUCGGCAUCUGUCACAAUUUCUCAUUGGUUUUGUAUUGAACGUACAAAUCAAUAAAUACAUGUUAGUCA